This is a messenger RNA of Rotaria socialis, 1032 nucleotides long. Lineage: Eukaryota; Metazoa; Rotifera; Eurotatoria; Philodinida; Philodinidae. The record is from the annotation of a GenBank genome assembly.
AUGAAUAUGAAAAAUACAAGUGAAACGACGACGAAUGAAACAAUAGAAUUUAUACGUAUCUAUAUUAUUUGCCGUUGGUUUUAUUUAAUUGUUUUUGGUAUUGGCAUUACUGGAAAUAUAUUGAAUAUAGUAGUUUUUCUUCGAAAAAAGUUUCGUUCAAAUUCAUGUUCAAUUUAUUUUAUAGCUUAUUCAAUCAAUAAUUUUAUGAAUCUUACUUUUGGCUUAUUUGUCUGGUCAUUAACUCUUGGUUUUGGUUUUGAUUUAGAAUAUACAGUUUUGACCUAUUGCAAAAUUCGUCGUUAUCUUACGCACGUUAACUAUCUUGUAUCAUCAUGUUUGUUAACUAUGGCAUCAAUUAAUCGUUACGCACGUGUACGUCAAGCACAAUUAACAAAAAAUCUUCACCGUUAUAUAUUUUUAUGUGAAAGUCAAACAACAUAUAUUAUUAUUAUUUCUACCGUUGUCUUUUGUUUAAUUGUUAACGUACAUAUUCCAAUAUUUUUUGAAAUAAAUCAAAAUGAAUGUUAUGCACGAAUUGGUGUCUACAGAAUUUUAUUUGAUGUUUACUUCUUGUUAUUUUAUGCCGUACUGCCUCCAUUAAUUAUGGUUAUUGUUAAUAUUGCAACUGUAAGACAUAUAAGAUGCAUUAAAAAAUUAGUUAAUCCAUGCGUAUCUCGUCGUGAAUAUCAUUUUAUCGUUCUUGUUAUUGCACAUAGCUUGUCAAAUAUUAUUUUCACACUACCAUAUACAAUUAAUAAAUUUGUUUAUUACACAUUUGAAGAUUUAAAACCGACUGAAAAAGAGAAGCUUAUUGGUGCGGUAACACUAUUAAUUGCAUUUAUGAAUCCUGGAUUUUCAUUUUUUUUGUAUACAUUAACAACAAGAUCUUUUCGACACGAAUUUAUUCAAGCUUGUAAAGAUAUAUUUAUUCGAAAAGAUUCUAAUUCAUUGAUAAAUAAAGUAAAUGAUACAAUUGGCGCACGUUCGUCUUUACCAAUGAAUUGUAUUACAAGAGGAAGAUUGACGUUCUAG